CUUGCAACAUGCUUAAAGUGAUACUUCAAAGUAUUUUCAUUCUUUCCAUCAUUCAGAUAAUAUCCAGCGAAGAACCCUUCUGUGACAACAAAUGCUACGGUCAAGGCGUUGUGACGUCACGGUCCUGUCACUGUGACAGAGCUUGUUCCCUUGUGUACAAUGACUGCUGUGGUGACUCUGAGCACUUCGUCCUGGGCAGGAAUGCCACGAAGGGCGUCCGCAGCCUCAUGUGCAAGAGGAAUGUGCUUGUCGUCAACAGUUGCUUGAAAGAGUGGAACGGACCGGACUUUAUCGUCAAUUCUUGCAAGCUUGACAGCAACUUCGAGCUCGAUCCUGUCGGCAAUGCGCCAGUCACGAGCGAAUCCACGGGGAUCACUUACAGCAACUACUACUGCGCCAUUUGUAAUGGCGAUGCGGAGAACAUCAUCAUGUGGAACAUCAAGAUGUCCUGUCCACUUCUCAACCCCGAUUUGCCAGAGAACAAAGACGAGGCUUUCAAGUACAUCUUCUACAACCAUCCCACCAACGAGUGGGGUUAUGUGCUAAACGACACAAACACCAAGAAAAUGACAUUCCACGGUUGUGCCGUCACGUCGGAGAUUCCAGAUCCACAUGGUACGCGUGUUAGACAAUGCGACGAAUCCGUCAAAACUUGUGCAACGACGUGGAAGAAAGACGCCAUGCACACCCUCUGCAACGGAUACAUGGAUCCUGUGUACUACAACGGUACAAAAUACAAGAAUUUCUACUGCGCCAUUUGCAACAAAAUAGACCAAUCAAAGCUGAGUUGUGGUGAGGCGAUGGGUCCGCGGACGAAUGCUCAACCCGAGUCGGAUGAUCUGAACAAGAUGAGCUUUUCUCUGCUCUUGGACAUUAAUUUCUCAGAGGGCAACAGUGUCGGUAAAAGACCAGCAACUGGUAAUUGCAGAACGGGAGAAAUCUUCGAUCCAUUCGCAAGGAGAUGUAGAAAUAUCGUGUGCGGCAUUCCAGGGUAUGUGCUGCAGAAUGGACUGUGCAUGUCGGAAGCAGAUCUACCUGUCUAACCAUCUCUUUCAAUUCAAAUAUAGGUUCCUACUCGCUUUUUAUUGUAAAAAUUAAAAAUUUUAUAAACAAUUUUAAGAACCAUAAAAAAGUUGGAAGAUUUUUUGACUUGAGCGAUGUAGAAUGACGUUAUAAAUAGACUAGCUGCGUUGCCCGGCUUUGCCCGGUCCACCUUGCAAAUAAAAAUUGUGUUAAGUGACGUAUAUUCAACAAUCAGGCUUAAAAAAUAAAUAAAUAAAACAUCAUGAUUUCCCUUCCAAACAAUGACGACAGAUAUUAAAAUAUUUUAAAGAUUAGUAAAUCCAGAAAGAUGGAUUUAAAAUGCGUAACCAUGGAAACACAAAAUAAAAUAAGUUUAAGGAAUUAAAAUGCGAAAGAAAAUGGUUCACAAUUUGAAUGGAAUCGAGAAUUCUUAAACUUGAUUUAAAAAGGCUUGUAACUUUUUUUCCUUUCGAGAUAAAAGCUUAUUUUUUCGACCAUAGGUCGAGUUAGAUCUGGAGUAAAAAAGGUCGCUUUUUCCAAUGGCGUCAAAAAGAAAUCUGUGGGACAAUUUCUUCACUUUUUAUUGAUUUAUUUAAUGAAGAAAGUAGUGCCUAAAUUUCAGCUAAGCCUAAAAAAAUUCGAGCUAAAAACGCAAAUA
Molecule: messenger RNA, 1681 nt
Organism: Uloborus diversus
Lineage: Eukaryota; Metazoa; Arthropoda; Arachnida; Araneae; Uloboridae
Exons: 1
Coding region: 9-1043 (344 amino acids)
Source: RefSeq, a predicted model, not a curated record